UUCGCGAAGCAGCAUUUCUUUCGCUUUCUACAAUAAAUCCGCCCAUAAAGACGAUUAAUUUGUCAGGUCUUAACAGGUGUUACGUUACUCAACAAGAGGUGAGGCGUCGACAUUUGUUGUGUGUUGUAAACAGAAACUUAUUUCCCGGAACAACAGCAAAUGGCAUUUCGGCCAAACCAUGAAUGCCUUCGGGUGCUGUCUGGAAAUUAAGAAAAGUUGAAUCUUAAACUUUGGGGAUAUAAACUAAUAUUCAAAGAAAUGCUUAUAUUUGUCAUCCUGCUGUGUCAUUUCACUUUGUGUGGACACUGUGCGUGUAUGAGGAAACCCCUCCAAACAGAAACUGAUCAACACAGUAAAGUGUUUGUCGUGGACCAGGAGGCCAACACAUUUUUGGGACGCCACCUGUUGUUCAACCGCUUCGACUUUGAGAUCUUCUCCCCGGGUAAUCUGGAGAGGGAGUGUAACGAGGAGAUAUGCAACUACGAGGAGGCUCGGGAAGUCUUUGAGAAUAUCCCUGAUACGAAUGCUUUUUGGAGUACAUAUAGAGCGGAUAAAGAUGAAAGUUCAUCAAAAAUUGAUGUAACCACCUUGUUGGUGGGCAUCAUCUCUGCUGGAGUCUUUAUUGUUGUAGUGGGCCUCCUAAUCUGGUACUUCUGCCAGGGAAGGAAUAAAGACUAUGGCUUUAGAGGCUCCAUCAGACGUCGUUCCACCCGAAGCAAUGCCUCAGUGAUAAUCCGGAGAAUAGAGGAGGUCUCUCUGUAUCCUAUUCCUCGUACAAUCUCGGAUGAUAAACCAGAUGCUCACGGUUUACCUUCUUACGAACAGGCCAUUGCCAUCACUGGACCACAUGAUGCUCCACCUCCACCAUAUCCUGGUUCGAGGCCAGGCAGUGUCCGUCGAUAACAUAAUUUUCUGGACUGCAUCAGGAUGGAUUCAGCCAUUUCUUUCUUGGAUUAAAAACUGGAGAAGUAUUAAGGCCAAGGCAUUCCAUUUGUAUUUAAUUCCUUGGAAUAAACUGCUAAUAUAAAAAUGUAUGGAAUAAUAACAUGUAAUAAAUAAUUGCCUUUUUCAUUUUGUAAAUCUUUUUAAAAAAAUUGUAGAUUUACAGCGUAACUCUAAAAAUGAAAAACUAGUUUAGAUAUUAAUUAUUGUAGCAAUAAGAAGACUGAUCUAUAUAUAUAUAUAUAUAUAUAUAUAUAAUAUUCUGGGCUUUUUAUUAAGGAAAAUGUAUCAUUUUAAAUUUUUUAUUCAAGUUCUAGUCAGUUAUAUAGAUGCAAAUGAUUGAAUGAUCAGUGAACUGUUUCAGGCCUUUUUCACAAAGUCCUGUUAAUCUUUAAUCCACACUACAAAACCAAGAUUACCUCCACAUUCUAAUGUCAUCAUGACUAUCAAGUGAGGUCAGGUUGUUUGCACUAGGCCUUGUGCAUAUUGAUAAGUUAAUUCUGUUCCUUUCAUCUUAUUUUAGAAUUUCUUAUAAUUGUGGUGCCAGACGCACAUGCAGAAAGGUUAAGAUAUGUUUUUAUUGGCAUUUAAUGGCAAAGGGGCUGAGACUGUACAGUCACUAGCGGUUUCUGGAGGCUGAAGCAUCCCUUUUAUGUGUUUUACAAGAUAGUGCCUGGACUGGUGUUAUCGUCAUAGGUAUAUUAAUAGACCUUAUAAUAAACUUCCUUCUUUGUUUUGAUCAUUUCUGAACAUCGGUAUUGUCUCAUUACAUUUUUGCUCAUGACGUGAAAACACAUGGCCUAUUUAUUAUUGUUUGAUUAACUAUAGUAAUUUAAGUUUUACAUUUAAGUUUAAAAAAUUUGAGUUUAGAGUCAGAUAUCACAUGCAAAUGUUGGGCAGUUUAGUAGGGUUGACUACAAAGGCGUUGAUAAAUUAAAAUGUACAGCAGGCCUAUUCAUGAUAUGAAAUAUAAUAGCAUUGGUGCUUGCAGUUUGUUAUAGUUUUACAUACAGUAAAAUGUGUAGCUUUUGAAAAAAUAAAUAUUUUGAUACUUAAAGGUGCACUCAGUAAUUUUUUUGAGCAAGUCGUCUUGCACUGACAACUAGUGGUGUGGAUGCAGCAUCAUUCAAAUGCAAUCGUUUUUAGUGACCAAUGCAAUUGUAGAAAUUCACUUUCAGCCGUGAUUAAAUUAAUCCAUGAGUGAAAAUGUCCAAUAACAGGGCGGUUACUGAGAUUAAGAGUAGUUUUCAGCUGGUCAUGUGAUUCUAACAUGGCAGCCCCCAUGAGGAGACCCUCUCCAUGUAGAAUAAAACAGCUUUUAUAAGGUUACUGAUAUGACUGAAGUCUUCAUCUAAUUUGAGUGCUCAAAUCAUAUGAAACAUAUGUUUUCAAAUUACAACUACUUUCUUUAGGAAUGAAACUUUUAAAUGAGAAAAAAAUACUGAGUGCACCUUUAAGACAAUGUAUGAAUAUCAUUGUACACGUAAAAUAAUAAAAUAUAAAAAUGUUUAACCUGA
Messenger RNA from Myxocyprinus asiaticus (Chinese sucker), 2459 nucleotides. Its product is annotated as transmembrane gamma-carboxyglutamic acid protein 4-like. The coding region runs from base 259 to 903 and encodes 214 amino acids. Gene Ontology annotation, cellular component: extracellular region. Gene Ontology annotation, molecular function: calcium ion binding. The record is from RefSeq and is a predicted model, not a curated record. The transcript is spliced from 7 exons. Lineage: Eukaryota; Metazoa; Chordata; Actinopteri; Cypriniformes; Catostomidae.